UUCUUGUUUCAAGCACAAAUCAAACCCAUAACCCAAAGACCGCGGCAGUUUGUGUAAGAAACACUGCCAAGUUUCGAUUUUUAUCAACAUUUCUCGGUACAUUUGUGGUUCUUGAUCAUAACCCAUGUUGUAAUUUUUGGUCGACAAGUUUCAGUUUGAUCUUCUAUUGCUAAAUUCGUAAUCUUUUGCAGGCGUGACCACUUUGACAAUUAUUGUUUUUUGGCAAAAUGUUUGGGUUUAAGAAAUCGCCUGCAAAGAUUGGAAAGCAAGGUUCUGUAGACCCAGGUUUUCAAGCUGAUUCAGACGCGGGGAAGAACACGCUUAACCCCGCGAGAAGAACUUCUUCCGAACCUAUGCUUAUCACCCCGGAUUUCAGUAACGAAAAAAAACCAUUAGAGCAGCAGAGUAUGCAAGAGUUAGAGAAAUAUGCUGUUAACAAGUCCGAGGAGACAACAAAGAGUGUCAACAAUUGCCUCAGGAUUGCAGAGGACAUCAGAGGGGAUGCUACAAGGACCCUUGACAUGUUGCACCAGCAGGGUGAGCAAAUUACAAGGACUCACAUGGCGGCUGUUGAUAUCGAUAAGGAAUUGAGUCGGGGUGAGAAGAUUUUAAACAAUCUUGGAGGCAUGUUCUCAAUGCCUUGGAAGCCGAAGAAGACCAAGGAUAUUUCGGGACCCGAUCUGUCAUUAGCUUCUGCAACCAAAAAAGCUGAUCCACAGCAGAGGGAAAAGUUGGGUUUAGGUCCGAAAGGGCGGUCAGCUCCUGUGACGCCUCCUCCGGAAGGCUCAGGUGCCGUGCAGAAAGUCGAGUAUGAGAAGGCAAAGCAAGAUGAUGGACUUUCAGAUCUAAGUAACAUUUUGGGGGAUUUGAAGGGUAUGGCUAUGGACAUGGGAAAUGAACUCGACAGGCAAAACAAAGCCAUCGAUAAUCUCUCUGACGAUAUUGAUGAGGUUAACUCUCGAGUGAAAGGUGCCAAUCAACGUACACGCCGUUUGCUCGAGUGAAGGCCAACAGUUUUAGAAAUACCGGCAAGCAGUCUACAGAAAAUUUGCACAUUACUUUUGAUUGUAUAUAACUGGUUCCCCCUAUUUGGGAUAUACAUGCAAUAAAACGAGCCUUUAUGUUCAGAUUCAAAAACCAUACAGCUCUAGAUUACACCAUAUAGUUUUGCAUUCCUAUUUUCUUCUCCUCCACUCCUUUUUUUUCGCAGUUUUUG
Messenger RNA from Pyrus x bretschneideri (Chinese white pear), 1216 nucleotides. Its product is annotated as putative SNAP25 homologous protein SNAP30. The transcript is spliced from 5 exons. The record is from RefSeq and is a predicted model, not a curated record. Gene Ontology annotation, cellular component: plasma membrane; SNARE complex. Gene Ontology annotation, molecular function: SNAP receptor activity. Lineage: Eukaryota; Viridiplantae; Streptophyta; Magnoliopsida; Rosales; Rosaceae. Bases 228 to 1004 code for a protein of 258 amino acids.